This is a messenger RNA of Girardinichthys multiradiatus, 1959 nucleotides long. Its product is annotated as aldehyde dehydrogenase family 3 member B1-like. NCBI's taxonomy places the organism in Eukaryota, Metazoa, Chordata, Actinopteri, Cyprinodontiformes, Goodeidae. The record is from RefSeq and is a predicted model, not a curated record. Gene Ontology annotation, biological process: aldehyde metabolic process. Gene Ontology annotation, molecular function: aldehyde dehydrogenase (NAD+) activity. The transcript has 11 exons. The coding region runs from base 261 to 1670 and encodes 469 amino acids. Gene Ontology annotation, cellular component: cytoplasm.
UCACCUGACAAGUUUCGCGGCUAGUUCUUCCAGGUCGAACAGAAACUAGGUCCCACCUUCCAAAGGGGAUAGGGCUGAGACCGGUAGAGGAAGGAACACCCGGAAACCAGAGGUCUUCCUCACCUGAAGCGCUGACUUCUCACGGCAUCUGCUGUCGGCUUUGAUAUUUGGAGAAACCAGCGCAUCAAGCAGAUCAGAGAAGAUUGGGCGUGUUUAAAAGCUGACAACCUCUGACUGACUGGAAACUCAGCGCUGCAGGGAUGGACUCCCAGAGUCAUGUUCUGGAGCGGUUACGGACAGCCUUUAGGUCAGGGAUCACUUUACCAGAGGAGUUUCGUCGAACGCAGCUCACCAAUCUCUUGUCCAUGGUCAGAGACAAUGAGGGGCAGAUUUUAAAGGCUUUACACCAAGAUUUAGCGAAGCCCAAAUUUGAGAGCAUCCUCUCUGAGGUGGAUAUAGUGGUCAAUGAGCUGCAUUAUGCCAUCUCCAACUUCAGAAACUGGAUGAAGCCGGAGUAUGUGGCCAAAAGCCUGGCCACAAAGCUAGAUGAAUGUUUUGUCCGGAGGGAGCCUUUAGGAGUGGUGCUGAUCAUUGGACCAUGGAACUACCCACUGCAACUUCUCAUUGUACCACUAGUUGGAGCCAUUGCUGCAGGAAACUGUGCAGUAAUCAAGCCUUCAGAGAUCAGCUCCGCCACAGACCGUCUGGUAGCAGAGCUCAUUCCUAAGUACCUGUCUCAGGAUUGUUAUGCAGUUGUUCGUGGUGGAUCAGAGCAAACCAAGGCUCUGCUGCAGAACCGAUUUGAUCACAUCUUUUACACCGGUUCCCAAGCUGUGGCCCGAAGCGUUGUGCAGGCAGCCUCUGUUUACCUGACACCAGUAACUUUGGAGCUGGGCGGCAAGUGUCCCUGCCUCAUAUAUGGGCGGAUAAACAUCCAAGCUGCUGCUCACCGCUUAGUGUGGGCAAAGUUCUUUAAUGCUGGCCAGAGCUGCGUGGCUCCAGACUACGUGCUGUGCACAGAAGCUACCCGGGACGCCCUGCUGCCCGCACUGUCCAGCGUGUUGGAACAGUUCUACGGAAAGGAGCCCCAGAAGUGUCCCGACCUGUCCCGGAUUGUCUCUGCUCGGCACUUCACUCGUCUGAUGAAGCUGCUUGAACAGACCAAAGGGAAGGUUGUUAUUGGAGGAGAGAGCGACCAGGAGGAUAAAUACAUAGCUCCCACAGUGGUGGUGGAUGCAGGGGAAGAUGAUGCCCUGAUGGCGGAGGAGAUCUUUGGCCCUAUUCUGCCUAUUUUCACUGUGGAGGAACUGGAGAAGAGCAUUGAAUUUGUCAAUCGUCAUGAAAAGCCGUUGGCCCUCUAUGUGUUCUCUGACGAAUCCUCUGUGGUGAAGACGGUGAUGGAGAAGACCAGCAGUGGGGGCUUCUGCUCUAAUGAUGGGAUUGUUCAUAUGACCCUUCCUGGUCUGCCUUUCGGAGGUGUAGGGGCCAGUGGCUGGGGCUCCUACCAUGGCCGCUGGAGCUUUGAGACGUUCAGUCAUCGACGGGCCUGCUUGAUCCGAGGCUGGGGUUUGGAGAGACUCAAUACCCUGCGGUAUCCACCUUACACUGAAGACAAGUUGAAAUGGCUGCGUUGGACCACGUCUCAGCAAAGCAGCUGUUCACUGAUGUAAUACAGUCUGUGUGGCUUGUUUUACUGUAUCUGUAUGGAGAGAUCAUCUCUGGUGUCUGCCAGCUUUUUGAUGGCCAUCAGGUCCCACCUCAGGAUUAAGUGGCAGUGUGAGGGUUAACAUCUGAUAACAGGUUGACGGCUGAUUUAGGGAGUUAAAGAAUGGAUUAUAUCAGUGUAAAUUCCUUUUAAAGGCAACAUGAUGAAGAUGGAUGUGAGAAUUUAAGACCAAAUAGAAACUUUUUACACUGAAAUACAAUUUAGGAGGACAAUAAAGUGUUUGUUUUGCAACA